Molecule: messenger RNA, 3699 nt
Organism: Canis lupus familiaris (dog)
Lineage: Eukaryota; Metazoa; Chordata; Mammalia; Carnivora; Canidae
Product: collagen alpha-1(I) chain-like
Exons: 5
Coding region: 1-3699 (1232 amino acids)
Source: RefSeq, a predicted model, not a curated record
AUGGCGGCGGCGGCGGCCCGCGGGCGGGGGACGGGGACGCCCGGCGGUCGCGCCGGGGCCGGCAGCGGGCCGAGCACGCGCUCACGCGGGACGGAGGCGGGGCGCCGGGCCAGAGCCCGAACCCCUCCCCGCCACCGGGGAGACGCGCGCGGGGCCGCGGACGGCCAACGGCGAGCGGACGCCGGGGACCCGACCCACGCCCGGGGCACGCGCGCGCCAGGGCGGGGACGCGGCCGGCGGGGGUGGGGGGCGGCGGGAGACGACGGCGGCCCCUCGUCACCACACAACGCCACCGCCGGGGGGGCGGGGGCGAGCGGCGGACGCGGGCGGGAAGGCCGCAGCGGGCCCGGGAAGCGCCGGGCGCCCCGGGGAGCGCGGCACCGGGUCGGCAAGACGGACGACGGACGGGGGCGGGCUUUCGGGAAAGGCCGCGGACGGGAGACGCCCCGGCGGCCAGGGGCCAGCCAGGCGCCGGAGAACGGCGAGCGGGAGCGGUGGAGGAGAGGACCGCGGGCCACCGCGAGGGGCUUUCGGGAAGCCUCAGAAGGCACCUGGGAGGCCGAGGUCGGGCGCCCAGGGGCGCACGCGGGGUCCCACCGCCCGAGGCCUCCAGCGCAAGGGCGGUCCCGCGGCACCCGAGGACGCCGGCCCGGCCCCCACGGCGGGCCCCAAGCAACCUCGCGGGGCUCGGGGGCCCCAACCGCCACCGUUCACGCGACCGGUUCUCCCGAGAACGCUCUCCCGCACACGCGCAACGACGCCCAGCCCCAACACCCCCCGCGCGCCUCCCUCCUCCCCUUCCUCGGAGGACCGAGAGCACUUCGCCCGGGGACGGCCCCCCCCCGAGCCACGGCGGCCAAGGGGGGGGGGCAAGACACCCAACAGCGGCGAGGCCGGUUUCGGUCCACGGAGGGCGGAGUUAGGGGCGCGGCACGCGCGGCGCCCCCGCGACCGUGCGGUCGGGGGACGCGGGCAGGCGGGGGGGGCGGGGGGGGGGGGCGGGUCGGCGGCGACGGGGAGGAGGCGCACAGCGGGCGAGGGCCGGGAGAGCGCGUGGGGAAGGGCCGGUCCCGGGAAGGGCGCGCCAACGAAGGCGCGAGCCGGGCCACCGGGCGGGAGCUGGCCCGACCCACACGCGCCCGCCGAGCCACCGCCGGCGGCGACUCGGCUCGGGAGCGGGCGGCGGCCCAGACAGCCAGCCGGCCGCUAGCGCGGCACACACGCACACACACGGGGCGGCGCUCCGGGGCCGACAGGGCUCGCGGGGCGGGGGGCGGGAUCUCCGGCAAGGGACAGGCACAGGGCAACCCCGAGCGCUCGCGGCCGGUGCCCCCUCGAGGACGCCGCCUCCGCCUCGCCCGCGCACGGCGUGGUCACGUCACCGCCCAGAGGAGAGAGCUCCCCGCCUCCCGCGAGGCGGGCGAGAGAGAGGGACGGAGACGGGGACACGACCCGGGCACGGGUGCGCCUCCCUUGCCGACUUCUUCCACCACCCGCUCCUCGGACACGCCGACGACGGCGGCGGCAGCCCGAGGGGAGUCGCCGGGGAAGGAAACGACGCCACCGCUCGGCCUCAGGCACCUGAGGCGACCUGGAGCGCUCCAGGGGCACCACGGAGGGCCGGGCGCAACGCGCUCAAGCGCGCCCAGGCCGGGCGGUGAGCAGCGCGGCGUCGGGCCGGCCCUCCCCGCGGAGGAGGGGAGGGCCGCUCGCCACGGACCCAGGGCCUUCGGGAAAGGCCGGCGAGAGUGUCCGCCGCGUCCGAGGACCCCGGUCCCGCCAGCGCCGCGAGGCAAGAAGGCGGGAGGCCGGGGUCGGGCCGGAGUCCGCACCACCCCCAACCCCGGCGCGCGCCCCCCGCGCACCCGCCACGACGGCCGGGCGCGGAGGAGCCGGGGAGGGAGGGGCCCGCGGGCAGAACGAGAAGAGCGGUCGCAUCCGCCGUGGACGCCCGUCCCUCGUCUGACGCGGCUUAGGCCCGGCCCAGGAGAGCACGAGAUCACCACAUCGAUCGAUCGGCAGCAAGCUGCGGCCCCGAGGGGGCUUCCCGAGGAGCAAAAGCCCAGCGAGGACGGCGACCGGGGGGACCUGCUUCCGCCUCACCGGCAAGCCCCUCGACCCCCGGGGGGGGGGGGGGCAGGAGCGACCGGACAACCCCAGACACAGCGGGGGACGCCUGACACGCGGCACGGAGCCUUGCGAGACAGGGGUUGUCACGGCCAACGGCCGGGUGCCCACGGCAUGGAGCGCACGGGGGUAAAAGACCCACCGCCACCUGCCCACACCGCCCUCCCUCGGGUGCCGGAGACCGGAGGGCGACACCGCGACCCGGGCCACCUGGAGUCCAGCACGAGAGCCGGCGCGCAGGCCCAGGCGGACGGCUCAGGCUCCAGCGAGCGAGGACAGGGACCGGCUCGGCCGCGCGGUCAAGCCCGGAACCCCACCCGCGCCCAGAGGCCCACAUCUCUAAGGGAACCGGGGGGGGGGGGGGGAGGGGAGGAGGGGCGAUACGCGGUCGGUGGAGACGCCACGCCGCCACGCCGCCACGCCGCCACGCCGCCACGCCGCCACGCCAGUGAUCUCCGGGAGGAGACUUUGAAAAAUCAUCAAAGUUCUCCGGAGGCAGGCACCGUGCGGAGGCCGUCCCCCGCGGCCCUCAGGACCGCCCCGUGCCUACCGCCGUCCCCAACCCCGGCUCGGGCCAGGGGAGGUGGAGGGCCACGCGCGGCAGAGGCAGCCUCACCGGGAAUCGCCACCGGGGCCGGACGCCCGAACGGACGGCCCGCCCACCCCCGCGUGGCACCCGGUCCGACCGCCCGGGACCCACCUCCGCAGCGGGCCUCGGAACAAGGGGAGAAAAUCGCGUCCGACGCCCGGGACCCCCACACGUGCCCGCAGCCGGGUCUGUCGCGCCACCCACGGGCUUCCCCUCCAGGCUCAGACCGGUCCCCGUCGCCAGGGCGUGACCACGGGAGACAACCGAGUGACACGGAAGGAAGGCCCGAAGAUCGCCCGGAGCCACAGGACGGACGGCGGGACACACCCUGUCCCCCGCCCCCGAGGCGGCCCAGGUCGGUCCGCGCGGGCGGAGGAGGAGCCACCGGCGGGUGCUGGUCGACCCACCCAGGCGGCCCGCACGGCCUCCUCCGGGAGCGAGGCGGAGGCGACAGCGGCGACAGCGGCGACGGCGACACUCCCUCGCAGCUCCGGAGGUCCAAUCUCCGGCGAGCGCAUCGCGCGCCGAGGCCCCGGCGACAGCCGGACGCUCGCGCCGGAGCCGCCCUCCUCCUGGAACUCGGCCCCGGGAAACCGACACCAAAGCUGUUCCUUGCCUGUCGCCGCCGAGCCUCCGGAGGGGACACGCUCUAUAAAAGCGGCCGCCAGGUGGCACCCGACAACCGGCGCGAACGACAGCGGGACAGAUCCGGGCGGCGAGGCCGUCAGGGCGCCUCGGAUCUCGCCUCUCGGCCCGGGGACGGCGGAGGGCCCCGGGAGCACACGGCCGCGCACCGCGCGAACCCCCGUCCUCCCGGGGCGGGGGAGCCUUGGAAAACCCGUCCGUCCGUCCGUCCGUCCGUCCGGGCCCGCUGCCGCCCGGAAAGGGGGUCGCGCUCGCCGCGCGGGGCUCCCGGGACGACUCAGGCACGUUUCCGAGGUCAGGGAGGGAACGUAGAGCCGAAACCAGGCGAGGACUCUUAG